UGCAACGCUAUUCUCUGUGUGCCUGCAAUCUAAGCUCACUAAUUAAUCUCCUCCGUCUUACUUGCCACUCCUUCACCUUGCAAUGUUUCUCAGGUAAUCUAGGAACUCUUUAUUCUCACCUGGGCGCUGUUUCAAAGGCCGCGUCGCAAAUCCUUCAGUUUUUGGAAUGUUAAUUGAAAAGGCGGUAGUGACAUUUUUCUCGCACAUGUUUAGUAAUUUUCUGCUUUUCUGUGUAAAGCUGAAUAUUAAUGUGUGUUUUUUCUCUUCUCGUUGCAGGUAUGUAGCUGUGGAAUGCGGUGUUUAGGUGGUGACGUGUACAGUGUUGCAUCUGUGUGUCCCCUCGGCCCCUGUCUGCCUGCCGCUGUCUCCUGCCCCUGACCCCAAGGCCUCCCGUGCCCUCCUCUUGCCGCCUCCGUCUGUCUGCUUGACCUCUCGCCUUCCUGCCAUCACUGACCUCUUUUACUCUUUCUCCUCCUUGCUCUGUUAUCUGUUUUCUGGCCUCGUGUCUCGUCCCCACUCCCCGUUUCAUACCCACUGACCCCUCCCGCCCUUGUAUGUGUCCCCAAACACCAAGGCCCCUUUAGUCCGUGAGCUGCUUCGUCAGGCUUCCCAGUCGGCGGUUAGUGACCAUUGGCCAGAUUAAAAAGUCCUUUCUCUCAGAAGGCUUUUCAACCAGUAUUAACUUCUUGGACAGACCCAGGCAGUCAAUAUUCCUUCAACAUUUUCAAUCAUAAGUAAUUGUACCUCCGAUGCAUCGUUCAGUGUUCCCCUCCCUCAGAGUCGCCGCUACCUCGUGUCCACCUCCUGGUUGAUUCACAGACCCGCUAGUACAGCCGCAGAGUUUCAGCGGCACUGAGACCACCGCGAGUGCCAAAGAGAGGCUUAGGCUCUCCGCAAGCCUGACCCUCUUCCUCGCGUGUUUAUCCAAGCCUCACCCUCUCCUUCCUUCUCAGCCCCCUGUCCCCCUCCCCUGACGUCCUCCUGACCCUUGCCUGCCCUCUUCCCGCCCUCCACCCUCCCAGUACCCACUCCCCGCCUGUCCGCCAGCCGUCCCCAGCACUCUGUCCACAAGAAGUUUGGCUAAAGUUAAAUAAAUUAUUGAUUAGCUAAGCAACCAAGUGCGUCCAGACUCGAGCCAACUUUCUUUAUAUACAAAAGUGUUCACGAGUGCAAACAGACAUUUACGCAGAGUCGCCUAAAGCCACGAAGUGCAUUUAAAAUGUCAGCGGCAAUGGUCGUAGCCCUCACAUUGGCUUACUGGUGAUCACUGAACUAACGUUCCCGUUGUGAGCAGCCGCUCCGCCGGACAUGUAAAGCGGAGCGUUUGUUGACACAGUUAAGAUACACAACAGGGAAACCAAGUCCAUGUAAAUUGGUGUGGUCACUACGCCUCUACGGCACGUUCACUCCGGUCACCCCUCAGCGGUAGCAGGGAGAAGUAGCGCCCAAAUCAACUGUUGACGUUGAUGCGCCACAGCUCAGAGCCUCAGGCCGUGGCGCUGCCCGUACCCGUUACCCCACUACUCCAUUAACCGUUAGCUACAUUGACCCUACAUCCCUUCCUCCACUCAGUCCCCUUGUCCUUCAGUCAACAUCUGUUUCCCAUCCCCUGACCCGCCCAUCCCAGAGGCCUAGCUUCAGUUUCUGCUGCCUUUCCGAUCUCUUCUCUGUGUCUCUCUUCCACUUCUGCCCGCCUCCUCCCUUCGUUGUGUGUCCGUGAGCCCUUCACCGGUACCCUGUGGUGGUCGGGCUGGGCUCCUCCGGGCUCGUGCCACGGGUGGGCGGGCGUGGUACGGCCCCCACCGCAGCACAUCCGUGUGCAGCAGCCACAGGCGGCAGCCGGCCAGCAGCAGCAGCAGCAGUGGCAGCCGGCCUGGCACACUCCGCAGCUGUCCUGUGGCGUAGUCCCGCCCUACACCACCACCAUGGCCGCUCCAUGUAAGUAUGGAGCGGCCCGCCCAGCACCGCCGCGCUACGCCCCCACGCCCUCACCCCUCACACCCACUCCGCCCUCAUCCAUGGACUGCGAGAAGAUCAGGCUGCCGGAGAACCUGGAGAGCAUCCCGAGGGCCGAUCACAUCCCGAGCCAACGCCACCGCUGGAACACCAAUGAGGAAAUUGCUUCACUGCUCAUCAGCUUCGACAGACACAGCGACUGGCUCUCCAAGGAGGUCAAGAUUAGGCCCAAGAGUGGUUCCAUGCUCCUGUACUCGCGGAAGAAGGUUCGCUACCGACGUGACGGCUACUGCUGGAAGAAGAGGAAGGACGGGAAGACCACUCGGGAGGACCACAUGAAGCUCAAGGUCCAGGGCAUCGAGUGCAUCUACGGGUGUUACGUCCACUCCGCCAUCCUGCCCACCUUCCACCGGCGCUGCUACUGGCUGCUGCAGGCGAGUGUUCCCUCUCAGUGCUUCGGUCCGAACCCGGACAUCGUUUUGGUGCACUACCUCAACGUGCCCUACCCCGACGACAACAAGCUAGUGAUGGCCUCCAGCAUAUCCCUCUGGGCCGACAAAAAGGAGUGGACCAAAGAAGAGUUGAUCAGUCAGCUCAAGCCCAUGUUCUUCAGCGAGGAUGAGCCGGACCUCAACAACGAACUUGAGAUAUCGCCUUCAUGUGGAGGGCGAGUAUACAGCCAGAUCAGCAAGACAGCUGAGACGGUGGAGGCCAUUGUGGCCCAGCUGAUGGAGAAGCAGCGCGUGGCAAGGGCAGCAGCAGCAGCAGCGGCUGUAGCAAAUAAAAGUGGUGUCGAGUGUGGCUGUGGUGCAGGAGUGGGCGCUGAGCACAGUAAACAAUGUACAUUACACCCUCUCCGGCGCCUGAGUGUGGCCAAGUUGCCACACCAUCACCACCAUCACCACCACCACCACCACCAUGAGGGGCCCAACACUGUCACCUCCUCCCGCCAGGCUCUGGUGGCCAUGCCGGCACCUUCAGACAGCGACAACAACCAGGUCUUAACUUUGCGUGCAUGUCAUGGCUGCAUGCUGCUGCUUCCACAGGUGACGUCAACGAGUGGGCCAGGUGGGUGCGUCACCUCCCAGUACCAGGGCGUAGCUCAGGAGGGGGCCUGCCCACCAGAGCCCCCACCCUCUACCAGCAACACCACUAAUAACAACAAUAAUAACAACAAUAGUAACAGCAACACCACCACGUCCAACAACAAUAACAACAAUCUCAACACCACCACAGCCCCGCUAAUCCUAAACCUGUCCAACAUCCAGGGCGGGGGCGGGCUACUGAUCCUCAACAGUGGGGGAGGUGGUGGGCACCACCCACCUUCACAUCCCCCACUGGCUGGCCCCCUCACGCUCACUUCUUAUCUGGGUCAGCCCCAUCCUGCCUCCACCGCCGCCUCCAUCAUCCAAGGACCUCCCCUCGUCCCUCACUCCACCCAGGUAGCACAUCUUCACCACACGCAUCACCACCAUCAUCACCCGCAGCAACAUCACCACAUGCACCAGCAGCAGCACCAUGCCUCACAACAUGGGCCACAGCAGCAGCAACAACAACAGCAACAACAACAACAGCAACAGCAGCAGCAGCAGCAACAACAGCAGCAGCAGCAGCAGCAGCAGCAGCAGCAACAGCAGCAACAAGCUACCCCUGCACCUCAGCAUAAUGCUAAUCUUUUGGUUAAAAGAGAAGGUGAUAAAGAUGUAAUGGAAAGUCUCAAACUAGAUGCAACAAAUGGCAAUAUUGCCAUGGAUUCUGGCACAUUUGCUAAUCUUGUAUCCAGUCUUGAGGCUGGUGAAGCAAGAACAAAUCAACAACAGCAACAACAGCAGCAUCAACAACAACAACAACAACAGCAACAACAGCAGCAGCAGCAGCAGCAACAACAGCAGCAACAACAACAGCAGCAGCAGCAGCAGCAGCAACAGCAACACCAAAAUCAGUCACAGCAACAACCGUCAAAGGACACAUUCCUCAGCAUUAAAGCUGAAUUGUCGGAACUUUCAGUUGAAAAGGCUGAGCUGUUCUCUAACACGUUAGAUCUCUCUCCUGAUGACAUUCAGAAAACUCUCUCGGCUAACCUUCCCCCAGGGUCAUGUGGCCGCAAAGCACCCUCUACCUCUGAUGUCAACCCAAUGGACUUUAUUGACAAUGACAUGACAUCACCUGAGGAUGAUGUUCUGGCUAAUCUUGAUGCUUUUGAUAUGCUGAGUGAUUUUCCUGAUCUUGAUCAUUAUGACACAUCCCCUCCAGAUAAUCUGAAUAGUAAUAAUAGUAAUAGCAGCAGCAGCAGCAGCACAAAUAAUAGUGGUAAAUCUGUGACAAAUCAGAGUCAACAGACGACCCGAAUGGACUACAGGGAGAACACUGCGAACAUAACAGACUACUCUCCGGAGUGGGCAUAUCCUGAGGGAGGAGUCAAGGUGCUGGUAACGGGGCCAUGGUAUAGCAGUUCUUCGCCCUACACUGUGCUUUUUGAUGGUGUCCCCACAUCCACCACCCUUGUCCAGUCAGGCGUCCUACGGUGCUACUGCCCAGCACAUGAGGUUGGCUUAGUGACUCUUCAGGUUGCCUGUGAGGGUUUUGUCAUCUCCAAUUCUGUGAUAUUUGAGUACAAAAAACCUCCAUCCGAUGAGAACAAAGUCAAAGAGUUUCUGGGUUGGUUGGCACAGGAGCAGGUCAUACGGGAGCAGGAUGAACACCUGCUCAAGUUCACCCUCCUGCAGCGGCUGGAGACCAUGGAGACGAGGGUCCAGGUCUGCCCUGACAGCCAGAAAAGCCCAUCCAAUUAUGAGAGUGAUGUCAUGAUGCACAAAGCUCAUAACUUUGAGGAGCGAGUUGUAUCGUAUUGCCAGAGGAUGAGCGGCAAGCAGUGGCUCAGCAUGGACCACGGUUUUGCCUCUGGCCUUCCUGACCUUCAUGGUCUCACUCUUCUGCACUUGGCAGCCAUGCUAGGUUACUCUAGGUUAAUUGUCAUGUUAUUGCGUUGGCGUGAAGAAAAUCCAUCUCUGGUGCUUGAGUGUGAAGUUGAUGCCUUGCGUCAAGACUCCCGGGGAUGUACCCCUCUGAGCUGGGCAUGUUCCCGGGGCCACCGCCACACUGCCCUCCUGCUCUACCGCUGGAACUCGCAAGCACUGCACUCGAAAAAUCAGCUGGGUCAGACUCCUUUGCAGUGUGCCACCAUUAAUGGGCACCACGCUCUAGCGGAGGAGUUGCAACAACUGGAUGGACAACGAGAACAGAGAGGCAGCAUGGAAGGAUUGCAUUUGUCUCUCUCCUCCUCCUCUUCUUCGCUAUCCCAACUCUCAACCUCCAGCACCACCUCCACCACGACUUCCUGCAGCAACACCACCAGCAUCAGCCCAGGAAUGUCUGUGAUUGGAGUAGCCCAGCACUCGCCUGAUGUGUUCCUUCGGCCAUCCCCACGCAGAUGUGACUUUAAAAAGCAACGGCACCUCAGCGUAGACCUUCCUCUUAGCAGCGAACAGGAUUCUGGGCGUCCCAUAGGCUGCCUGUCACCCGCCUCCUCAUGGAGUGACACUUCAGUUCGGCGCGGCAGACUCAUCAAAAGACCUUCUGUUGACUCUGGCAUAAAUUUGGCCAAUGUUGAUAAUUACAAGAGAACCAGUCUUGACUCAGGUCUAGAUAUUCUACAGAAAUAUUCCAGAGGUGAUGUUGCAAGUCCUCAAGUGUCAACACCGUCACUCACCCUGGACAACUCUGGAGAGGACAUUGCCGACUCUCCCAUGCCCUUCCAGUUUACUCCAGGUGGGAGCAGCCAGAUACAGGCGGAGGGAGAGGAGGAGGAACACUCAUCCCUCAGAGGUGUCGACAGCAGUUAUGCCAGUCGUCGAGAGUCCCUCAGCUCAGAGAUGGCUGGCCUGGCCGCCCCGGAUGACAGUCGGGUUCUCACACUGGCUGAGCAGAUCAUUGCUGCACUUCCUGAAAGAAUUAAGAGUGAUGGAGAGGAGCUCAUGCAACUUGAGCCCAGCCCAGUACCGGCUGAUCCUCCGUCAUCAGACCUGGAUAUGGAAGUGAUCUUGGAUGAGCCGCCAGACACAACAUCAGAGUUUAACUUUGAGUUCUCAGAUAUAACAUCUUACAGAUAUAUUGAUGUUGGCACUCCAAGUUCCUCCAUGAGUCCUGCCUCAUCCAGCUGCCUCCCCUCCCCGGCCUCCUUCACUCUGGAGAGUCCUUCUCCCCCACCCACCACAGCUGACUUCUCAGAGUUUUUCCAAGCCUCCACAAGAGAUUUCUCCAGGGAUUUCUCAAAUUUAACUCUGUCAGAUCGUGAACAGAGGGAACUGUAUGAAGCUGCUAAAACUAUACAGAAGGCAUACAGACUCUAUAAAGGACGCAAACGACUCCAGGAACAAGACAAAGAAAGACAGGCAGCCAUUGUCAUUCAGAAUUACUACAGACGCUAUAAGCAGUAUGUUUACUUCAGACAAAUGAGUAGAGCUGCUACUUUAAUCCAGAAUCAGUUUCGUUCUUAUUGUGAGCAUAAACGUUUCAAGAAAAGUUUGGAGGGGAGCCAUGCAAAUGUUAACUUUUCUCUGAGAGGGUCACGGGAAACUACUCCCAUCCCCACAUUAAAACGGACCUAUUCUCAGCGCCGACAGCACCAAGCAGCUCGCAAGAUCCAGCAAUUUAUGAGGCAGACAAAGCAAAAAGAGAACGAGCGCAAGCGGCCGAAAGAGAGAAGGUGGGCCAGGGGUGCCAGGUGGUGGGCCAGGGGUGCCAGGGACCAGCAGUGGGGGGAGCAGUGGUGGGGGGGGUCGCAAUUCAGCAACCCCUCCCACCUCUUCUCCACCAGCUCCCUCCAGCACGGGCGGGCCCCUCAUCGGAGCACUCCCACCGCGACACAGACCCUUUACUCUCGAGCACAGCCCAUGCACCUGACCAAAAUGACCAUCAGGGCCGUCAUUGAAGCCAUUAGAUGGAAGAAUUGUCAAAUACAGAUGGACAAAGGCAAGUUGAUUAAAAAACGCCUGUGCUCAACCAUUACCUGUAGGCGAGAGCAAACAAGAGUGUUGCGCUUUUACACUGGUUCACCCAUCCAGAGGACAGAACUUCCCAGGGCUCUGUGAUAGGCAGAGUUCUUUGGCAGCUGCAGCUGCAAGGACUGUGCACUGAGCUGAACAAUGCCAGGGAUACAAACUCUGCCACUGUGUGCUCCAGCUCUAUUGAUCUUAAUCAUUAGGAGAACGUAAUUUACAUUGUAUUUUGCCUUUCAAAAUGAAAGCUAUAUAAGUUUUAUUGCAUAUUAUUUUUGUGGAUAGUUUAAUAUAUAAUUUUAGCAGCAUCUGAUCAGUAAUUAAUUUGUCAGCAUUUAGAAAUGAACUAAUCUAGAGCUACCAACACUGCCUAUAGCUAUUUUUUUUUAUUUAUAAUCAGACAAAGAUUGCUUUUAUCCCCAAAGAUUAUAAUAAGAAACAUUAGGCAUAAUAUAAAAGGCUUAGUUUUCUUCAUGACAGAUUAAAUGUAUUGUUAAUUUCUGAUUGUCUACCUCAUUUGAAAAGUAUUCCUGUUAAAGUGGCAAGCAUAAAGUAUCCAACUUUCUCAUUAUUGUCCACUGCAACAGUUAGCACUUUAUCAUGUAUGUUCAUAUAAUAACUAUAAAUAAUUGUUCUUUUGUUGAACAUUUGAUAAGCCAGAGCUGGAUUGAGGAGAUAUUGUGUGAUAAUUAUGUCAAUCACAAACUGCAAGUGUUAUGUGACGGGCCGAUUACACUUGGUUAUUGAGUGCACGAGCUCAUACACUGUAUGACCAACAUUCAGAGAAGCUUUGUGAUUUGCAUCUGUUACUUGUUUGGGUUGGGUUGGGUAUUGCUAUGAAAGACAGUAGAGAAUUAUUUUGAUCUUCACUAUUUUCAGGCAUUGUACAAAUUAUUCCCAUGCUUCAUGAUAGCAAACUAGUGCAUAAAACUGGAAGGCUUAUAUGGCAAUAAUGAUGCAUAAUGUUAUUGAAGAUAAGUUCUUCCAUAAUAUUCCUUUGGCCUUAAUAUUUGUUUGAAAAUAUGUAUUUAACAAAAUGUUUAUAUAUAAUUACAGUUGUCAGAAGGUAACUAUUUUUAAAAUUGAUAUACUUGAUAUUCAGUGUCAUCAGAAUAGAUAGAAGGUUUUUCCCUUAUAUUUUGACAUGGAUUUCUUAUAUGCUUAGGAAAAGGAUAGCUUGAGCUAUUGUGCUUUCAGUGAGCAUGUUCUAUAGUAAGUAUAAGAGGUUAUCAAUGUGUGCGUGUGUGUGUGUGCGAGUAUGCUGCAAGUGACAAGUGUGCAUGUGCGAUAUGAAAAUUUAGUUACCUGAUAUUACUUCAGCCAUUCAGGGGUGUCAGUGAGUGUGACCAUGAGUGAAUGCACACUACUGAGCAAGGCUGAGAGGGAAGUUAUGAUACUGUUAAUGCUACGGUACAAAACAGUCCAGGGUGGUGGAGGGGCCACCCUCUGGCACCAUUUGUGCAGUGUGUUGUGGUUCACAGCUGAGGCAGGUCCUCCCAGCACCACAGUGUCCUGGUUUGUUAUAGUUUAUGGCUUACCAAGACAUUUUAUCUAGUCCCUAAAGCCAUUAACUAGUGACCUACCUACCAUUUUCUACUAGAUGGAUAUAGAUAGGCAUCAUGCUUUUUAUUGAAAAUAGAGAAGGGAAGUACUUAUCAUUCUGCAAUGCUUGAUUGAAUCUUCCCUUUCUAAAUAUCUAUUUUUCUUGCUGGAGAACAGAGGUACAUUAUAACGGGCCAAGUGCAUUGCUGGAUGUGCAACGAGGCUUAGGUCCACUUACAAUAAUUUAUACUAGUGGUAACAUAGACAUCCCAGCUUACUGAGUAAGUGUCUCUAGGCUCAAAGUAUAAGCUUAUUUUUCUUUACUUAAUUUACUCUUUGAACCUAGAGACAGACUCAUUCUCGAUCAAUCUCUGAUACCAUGUAGAUAAUAUUUACUCCCGAGAGUGUUUUGCAUGAUGUUUGACCCUUCAUAACAAGCUGAUUAUUUUUUCUUUUUUUCCUCUCUGGAGAUUCUAUGCUUGGCAGAGUGGCACAAUAAUGUAAUAAAUUACAUUGUAUAUGAGAUGUGUUUAAGAGUAAGUUUAUAAAUUACUGCCAACAAUAUAAAUCUCAAAGUCCAAAAGUAUUAUAUAUACCAGACAUCCAAUAGCAGUUACCAUAUUUUCUGUAAUUAAUCAAAUUUGUAUUUGUGCAUAAGUAGAAAUUUUAUAGUAAUGCAAAAGCAGAAGUUAGGUAGAUAUCUAUAGAGAUUAGUAUGUAUUUUGGUAUACUUUUAAUUGGAAAUUCCAAACAUCAAGAACUGCACCUUCAGCAAAUACAAUGAUGUUCAAAGGACUUAAAUAUAUCCACUUUGGCUCAGUUUACUAACAGGAAUGAAUAAUUAUGAAGAAAAUGUUUGUAAAAACUUGUAUUUUACAUUGACAUGACUUUGUUUUAUCAUAAUUAAUCUACUGGUGAUUAAGGAUGUCCUGCAACAUCAGUCAGCUAAACAGUCACUUCCUUCUGCAGUAUGGGAAAUUAUCAGUAUUUAUUUAGCAUUAGAGCUGUGGAAGACCAGUGUUCUCGAAAUUAUAUUCUUGAAAAUGAUGAGAAAAAGUUGUAUUUUUUUUACUUGAGGCAGAAUGGUAAUGCUAGGAUGAUUUAAACUAUGUAAUUAUUAGCCAGUCCAUGCUUUCUUGGCAGUCUAUUUUUCGGGCAACAUAUUUUAUUCUUCAUCUAUAGAUUAGUGAAACAACAAAAAAUAUAUGAGUAGAUUUACUACGUAUUGUGUUCAUGCAGACCAAGGAGCAGAAAAUAAAUAUUAGUUUUUUCCUCAAUUAAAGUAGUUUAUAUACUUGGAUAGAGUUAUAGCAACUGCUUCUUGGUUUGUGCUGAGCCAUGCAUCAGACUUUUGAUACCUUGCCAGAAGGUGCUCACAACCUCUUUCCCCAAGAGUUGUAAGGAGCCCAGCAUCAGGAAAGUUAUUGUACAUAGGGCGCUGUAUAUUACUCCUAAGGUGAAAAAAAAAAUAAUUAAACAUCCACACCUUGUAUAUAGCUGUUGAUCAUGUUAUAAAUUUUAUUCUCUAUUAAGUGAUUUUAAGACUAGUGAAUCAUGAAAAGGAUAUUGAGACAGUUUUCUUAUUUACAAACCCUGCAUCUCUUUACCUGUCUCAAAUGUAACAACAAUCCAAGGCUUAGAUUCUGAAAUUCUAGAUUGUGUUGUGUUCUGUGAUAUGUAUUAAGUCUGGAUUCACCCAAUAUUUGCAUAUGUCAGAAACCUUUUUUCAUCUAGGUGAAAUGCAGUCCACCAGCAUAGUUGUAAAGGAUUGAUUAGUUAAUGAUAAAAUUUUCACAGGAAAAGCCAUGAAAAAAUUUGUAAAGAACAUUGAUAUUGCAUGUUCUAAUUCUUAAAAGUAUGUCUUAAGUACUUCAAUCAUGUAACAGCAGAAUAUGUACCUCAACUGUUACAUAACAGUAUGCUCAGUAAGCUCACUUUUUCAAUGAUUGAGCUGUAGUCAGUCAAAUAAUGAAUAUUCAUCUGUAGUUUAUUGGGUGUAGGUCUCAUUUCUGAAAAGUUACUUAGUUUCUGAAGUAAAUUUGUUUCCAUAAGUCCUGUACUGGUAAUUAAAUAAAACUUUAAAAAGAA
This is a messenger RNA of Eriocheir sinensis (Chinese mitten crab), 10583 nucleotides long. It is a transcript of the gene Camta, whose product is annotated as calmodulin-binding transcription activator 1-like. NCBI's taxonomy places the organism in Eukaryota, Metazoa, Arthropoda, Malacostraca, Decapoda, Varunidae. The record is from RefSeq and is a predicted model, not a curated record. The transcript has 28 exons. Gene Ontology annotation, biological process: regulation of transcription by RNA polymerase II. Gene Ontology annotation, cellular component: nucleus. The coding region runs from base 1926 to 7046 and encodes 1706 amino acids. Gene Ontology annotation, molecular function: transcription coregulator activity; double-stranded DNA binding; protein binding.